CAAUCUGGCAUUGCAUCCUUCAUAAUGGACAUCAGAAAUGUCUUGAUCAUUGGCAAUCGACAACUCUCCUUCUCAAUCCUUAGUGCCCUGCUGCAGAAAUCCCUAACCGACGUCAGUACGCCGUAUCACGUCUCUGUGUUAACUUACCCCUCCCAAACGCCGUGGCUACCCCCAAAUACUCCCCCAAACCUAGUCGAACACAGGACAUCUGACUUCUCUGUGCCGUCCCUAGAAUCUUCAUUUUCCGGGCAAGACAUGGUCAUAAAUACGAUAGCCGGAGGGGACUACAACUUUCAAGCCCGAGUAAUCGAUGCUGCGGUCCUCGCAGGAGUCAAACGCUUCGUGCCCCAUGAAUUUGGACACGAUUCCCUUAAUGAAGCUGUACACGAAAGAUUACCGCGAAGCGCAGACCGCGCCAAGGUCGUUAGAUACCUUCAUGACCUCUCCAGAACCCACCUCGAUUUCGAAUGGGCCGCUGUGUCCGUUGGCUGUAUCCUUGAUCAUGUCCUCGUGGCCGGCGAUCUCGGCUUCGACAUGCAAUGGCAAAGUGUCACCAUCCACGGAACCGGAACCGAACCAUUUGCCGUUUCAAGUCUCGAAAGAGCUGGGAAUGUGGUAGCGAAUAUCAUUCAGCACUGGGACCAAGUCAAAAACCGCUACCUAUAUGCCGCAGGCGUUUUGACAACGGCAAAUGACGUCUUGGCUUGUCUAGAGAGAUCCUCUGGCAAGAAAUGGAGCGUGGAAUAUGAGCAUGUCGAAGAGUCAAUAAAAGAAGGGAAGAAGAGAAUUGAGCGUGGAUAUCCUGAUUCUGGUAUGUUCUUACUUGAGAGGAGUGUUCUGUAUGAUGAGAAAUUGAAGGCGGUUGGGGCCUUUCAGAAGAGAAGUUCGAAUGGAAUCCUGCGGCUGGAGCCAGAAAAAAUCGGUCACAUCGUUGCCAAGGCUUACCAUGAGUUCAAGCGCCGAGGUCAGCCGGGCUGUGGAUGCGAGUAAUCCGCGAAAGGCUAGAGGAUCGUCGUUGAGGGGUGGAAGUUGAAGCUCUCCAGGUUGGCACCAAUCUUCGAACUCGAACACAGUCCGCUAGUACCUUCACAGUACCUGGAGCAGCCACCACACAACGAGUCUCCCUUGAAUUUACAUCUAAUGCACACGAUUUCAGAACAAAAAUCGAGCACCUUCACUGUCCCGACACCAGACAAUCCUCAUCAUCUAGACCACAAUCCCCGCGCGACCUAGAAGUGGAAUAUGUCUCAAUAUUCUAUUAUCUGCAUUCGUGGAGCCAGACGAUAU
Messenger RNA from Lindgomyces ingoldianus, 1287 nucleotides. RefSeq lists its product as uncharacterized. Lineage: Eukaryota; Fungi; Ascomycota; Dothideomycetes; Pleosporales; Lindgomycetaceae. The transcript has 2 exons. The record is from RefSeq and is a predicted model, not a curated record. The coding region runs from base 25 to 990 and encodes 321 amino acids.